Messenger RNA from Triticum aestivum (bread wheat), 502 nucleotides. Its product is annotated as ABC transporter B family member 12-like. NCBI's taxonomy places the organism in Eukaryota, Viridiplantae, Streptophyta, Magnoliopsida, Poales, Poaceae. Gene Ontology annotation, cellular component: plasma membrane. Bases 101 to 370 code for a protein of 89 amino acids. The record is from RefSeq and is a predicted model, not a curated record. The transcript has a single exon. Gene Ontology annotation, molecular function: ATP binding; ATPase-coupled transmembrane transporter activity.
GUGAUCACAAGAGAAACGGAAUCCAUCUGACCUGACUGACCGCGCACGCACGGUGCGGCCGGGCUCGCCGAGCACAUCAGCGAAGCUUAGCAGCCAGGAAAUGGACGCGACAGCAGAAGCUAGUAGUGGAGGAAAAGGUGACCGGCCGGAGAAGAAGGUGCCGUUGCUGGACAUGUUCAGGUACGCCGACCGCCUCGACGUGCUGCUCAUGGCGGUCGGCUCGCUGGGGGCGGUGGCGAAUGGCGUGUCGGAGCCCCUCAUAUCCAUCCUCUUUGGAGACGUCAUCAACUCCUUCGGCCAGAGCACGACCAGCACCGUCCUCCGCGCUGUCACCAAGGUGAACGCUACGGUGAUCACUCCCUUAAUUUGAAGAGUGGCAAGACGAUUUAACAGAGAAUUAAUGUUCUUUCGAUCUCCAGGUUUGUCUCAACUUCAUAUAUCUGGGCGUUGCGGCAGCAGUGGCUUCUUUCCUUCGUAAGUGGAAUCUCCAUCCAAUAUAUUC